Messenger RNA from Hyposmocoma kahamanoa, 956 nucleotides. RefSeq names its product collagenase-like. The record is from RefSeq and is a predicted model, not a curated record. Bases 16 to 885 code for a protein of 289 amino acids. Gene Ontology annotation, molecular function: serine-type endopeptidase activity. Gene Ontology annotation, biological process: proteolysis. Lineage: Eukaryota; Metazoa; Arthropoda; Insecta; Lepidoptera; Cosmopterigidae. The transcript has 7 exons.
CGAAUUAGCGUCACGAUGAAAUUCUUCCUGGUUUUGGUUUUGGCAGGAGUAACGGCGGCAGCGGUGCUGCCCGCAGAAGACAAAUAUGCCAACGGCAAAAGGUAUUACCAUGAGACCAUCGGCAUCAAAGAGGCUGCCCGUAUCAAAGCAGCUGAAGAAGCGACUGACUUCUCCGGCGACAGAAUCGUCGGAGGCUCUAACGCAGCCUUAGGCCAAUUCCCGUACAUGGGUGGUCUACUCAUUAGAAUAAACCUGAUUGUUACCAGUGUGACUUCAGUCUGCGGGGCCUCGAUGCUUACAAACACCCGUGCGGUCACUGCCGCUUCUUGCUGGUGGGACGGAUUAUUGCGAGGUAGUGAGCUCACCGUUGUUUACGGAUCCCUUACUAUCUUCACUGGUGGUACCAGGAUUAACACAAGUGACGUGGUAAUGCAUCCUGAUUGGGACCCAGACUUUCCCCUGCACAACGUGGCCGUUAUCACUCACGAACACGUCAGAUAUACCCUCGACAUUCAUCCUGUAGCCAUGGCAUCUGGAAACAAUCUGUAUGAGAAUGCGCGUGCGCAAGCGAUCGGCUUCGGACGUCAAGAAGACAAUGCAGGCAUCUCUAGUAACCAGCAGCUCCACUACGUAUAUCUCCAGGUGAUAUCCAAUGAAAAAUGUGCUGAGGAUUCCUCAGUCAGCUCACUUUCUGAAUCUAUUAUUUGUACUUCUGGUUACGGAGGCCGCUCUGUGUGCCACAGAGACCAUGGUGGUCCUUUGGUAGCCGACAGACGUCUGAUCGGUAUCGUCUCCUACGUCGAUAGGUUAUUCUGUGAACAGGGUCACCCUCAACUCUACAGCAGGGUGUCCAGCUAUAGCUCCUGGAUUGCGGGCAGGUUAUAAAUCUAUCAUCAAAGAAGACUAAGUUAUAGUAAAUUAUACAAUUAGAUAAUAAAAUAUAACAUUUUCCACUU